AUGACUGAAUCUCUUUUGUGGAAUAACUUGAAGUACGAACUUCAGCCAUGGAUCAGAACUGCCAUAGAUGUAAUGGGCUUUGAGAGAAUGACUCCAGUACAAGCAUCGACUAUACCUAUGCUAGCAGGAAAUAAAGAUGUUGUGGUUGAUUCAGUGACUGGUUCUGGUAAGACGAUAGCAUUUGUUAUCCCAGUACUGGAAAAAAUAAUUUCUGAACAGGCUAAUAAUGUUAAAUUUAAAAAAGGACAUUUUCAUACUCUAAUAAUUGCUCCCACACGAGAACUUUCUAAACAAAUUCAAGCCGUUAUUGAUUCAUUUCUAGACCAUUAUCCAGAAGGAUUAUAUCCUAUCAGAUCAAAACUUUUAGUUGGAACAAAUACACGAACUGUAAGAGAUGAUGUUGCUCAAUUUUUGGAUGAUCGUCCUCAAAUUCUAGUAGGUACUCCAGGUAGAAUUUUAGAUUUUUUGGGGAAUCCUACUGUUAAAACGAGUUCAUGCAGUAUGGUUAUUUUAGAUGAAGCAGAUCGAUUAUUGGAUGGGAGCUUUUUAGGUGAUGUGGAAAAUAUCUUAGGGAUCCUCCCAAAACAAAGAAGAACAGGGCUGUUUUCCGCUACAAUAAAUAGUGCCGGUGAGAAUAUAUUUAAAACUGGUUUGAGAAAUCCAAUAAAAAUUACUGUAAAUUCUAAACAAAGUGCUCCACAGUCCUUAAAUAUAGAUUAUGCAGUGGUAAAAUUAGAGAAAAAAUUAGAAUAUCUUUUAACGUUAUUAAACAAUUAUAAAUUUAAAAAAUGCAUUGUAUAUUUCCCAACUUGCAUAUUUGUUAAUUAUAUUUACAAUUUUUUUCAACAUUUACAAAAAUCGAAAGUUAUUGAGAGCAAAUUAAGUAUCUUUUCUUUACAUGGAAAACUACAAACAAGCUCCAGAAUGAAAACAUUAGAUUCAUUCACACAAACUUUUGAUAAUGCGAUACUAUUAACAACUGAUGUUGCUGCCAGAGGGAUUGAUAUUCCAGAUGUAGACCUUGUCAUUCAGGUUGAUCCUCCAACUGAUAGUGAUGUAUUCCUUCAUAGGUGUGGUAGAACAGGUAGAGCUAAUAGGAUUGGUAAGGCAAUAGUAUUUUUGAGUGAAGGUAGGGAAGAGGAUUUUGUUCCAUUUAUGAAAGUCAAAAACGUUGAACUUCAAAGAACAGACCUGAAAAUAUCUAACCUACCUAAUAAUUUUUAUGAUAUCUUCAAAACUUGGGUCUUAGAAGAUCGUGCUAGAUUAGAUUUAGGUAUAAAAGUUUAUGUCUCAUUUAUUAGAAAUUAUUCUAAGCAUUCAGCAGGUUCUAUUUUUAGACUACAGUCUUUUGAUUAUGCCGGACUUUGCAAGAUGCUGGGACUGUUUCGUUUACCAAGAAUGCCAGAAAUAACAAAACAUUUAAAUGAGACGACCUCAUCUUCUAAAAUAUAUGAAGGUGGCUGGCUAAUUGACCCACCUUUAGAUUUAAAUCAAAUACUCUUACGUAGACGAGAAAAAAGAAAAAAUAGAUUGGAUGAUUUGAAAAAUUUGAAAGCUAUUAAUGAUAAAAAGAAACUUAAAAGUGAAUUAAAAAAGAAGAAUAUGUCUUGGUCAAACAAAACUGACUCUAAAGAGGCAAAAGCAGGCCGUAGAGCAAAAGCUCAAUUGAAGAGAAAGGCAAUUGAAGAACAACUUAAGCUUGCAAAUGAUAGCUCCAACGAGAGUGAAGAAGAAGAUUGGAAGGAGUUAGUAUUACAAAAGAAGAGAAAGAAAGGGGUCAUUACAGAUGUACAAGGUAGCUUUGAUGACUUAUAG
Messenger RNA from Henningerozyma blattae CBS 6284, 1815 nucleotides. RefSeq names its product ATP-dependent RNA helicase SPB4 (gene SPB4). NCBI's taxonomy places the organism in Eukaryota, Fungi, Ascomycota, Saccharomycetes, Saccharomycetales, Saccharomycetaceae. The coding region runs from base 1 to 1815 and encodes 604 amino acids. Gene Ontology annotation, cellular component: nucleolus. The transcript has a single exon. The record is from RefSeq and is a predicted model, not a curated record. Gene Ontology annotation, molecular function: ATP binding; RNA helicase activity; nucleic acid binding.